UCAGACAGUCUGAUUACUUUAGCAGUGCGCUGCAGUUUUCCGGAUUUGUGGCGCUGGAAGUGGGUUUCCAAUCUGCGACCAAUCAUUGACCAGGAUAGUAAAUGAAAGAAGAGAAAAGGAGGGCAGCCAGAGGGGGGGACUUUUUCCUUUCUUUUUUUUCGACAGAGGGAGGGGUGUUGUGGAGAAAUGCUCGGCGGACCGUGAAGCGUUACAGCCAGAAGCAGGACAAAGACGCGCGUAGCGGGCAGCAUGAUAGAACUAUGUCUUCAAAAACAACUCUGGGAAGCGUGGAUGGAUGCUAAAAGUUAUUUUUUUGUGUGAAACGAACCGAGGAGUUGUGAGAAACAUUAGUACUAAGAGCGGAACUCUUGCUGACUUUGGAUAGCUCUCAGACUGCAGCCCGGAGGAUCCUGGUUUGGAAAGCGCACACUUCCAGAGAUGACUGUUUCUGCGCUCUUUCUCUACUUCGCAGCCGCUCCUGGUUGUUUCUGCUGUUACGAAGCCCAACAACAGGAAGCAAGACCAACACGGGUGCAGGUUUGUGGAACAUUUGUACAAACACCUCGUUGGUAACAAAACCUCUGUAGGACCUUCGCUUGCUUGACUUGUUCCGAUCCUGAUGUGCACGUCACACGCCUCAAACUUCAGCCAAGCAUGAGAUGUCAGUGCAGCUCGCUGGCGCUUCUCCUGUGGCUGCUGGUGGCUUUGGACGCCCAGCUAGUCUGCUGGCAGGCGAUCCUGAAGUGCCACAACGAGCCCGAGUGUGAGCUCGCCUACAACCAGUACUUGGCGGCAUGCGAGGGGAACAUCCACGGGACGAGGAGCCAGUGCCCGAGCCACUGCAUCCAGGCGCUGAUCCGGCUCAACAACACCCGCAGCGGGCCGGAUCUGGAGACCUGUGACUGCGUUCAGGACCCGAACUGCCUCGGCGCGAAGCGGGCCAUAGAGCCGUGCCUGCCCCGCAGACACCCCAGCGAUGCAGGGGGCAUCGGCUGCAUGGAGGCCCGCCAGCGGUGUGAGGAGGACAGCAGCUGCCACGCCUCCCUUUCGGCCUACCUGUCGUACUGCGGGCAGCUGUUCAACGGCAGGCGGUGCACCUCCAGGUGCAAGGCCACCAUCCAGCAGAUGCUGUUCAUCCCGAACGGCAUGCUGCUGAACCGCUGCGUUUGUGACGGCGUGGAGAGACCUUUCUGCGAGGUGGUCAAGGAGAACAUGAGCAAGCUUUGUUCCAUUGGGGACCACAGCGUUGCUUCUGACCAACCUGAAGUUGAGGAGAUCUACGACUAUGAGGAUGAUGAUCGAAAAGUUGACAGAGAGGAGGGUUACACUGACAGCUCCUCUGCGUGCCAGAGGUUACCCAGCUUCAUGAUGUUUGUCUUUCUAUGGAUAUUAUUCUGAGGAGAUGGAUUGCCGACUGGAAUGUUUGGAUUUAUCAAUCAAAUGGAGAUCUUUUUCUUUGAGAGUGCAAACCCCAUGAUGAAGGUUACGGCUGGGCUUCUCUGACAUAGAGCGCAGAAGUGUUGUCAAGAAUACCUUAACUGUUUUCUUUUACGUGAUAGGAAAUGACCUGAAGCAGACUUUGUUGGGAACAUUUUGAGUGCCUUUAAACAGCUCUUGUUUACUUGGUUAGCUUUCAUUGCUUCUUAAAGUGUGGCUUUAUUAAGACUUUAGGCAAACACUGGAGCCAUCCAGCCUCUGUUUGCUCUCCUCUCCAUUGCAGAGGCCUUAGCAUUGUUGCAGUAACCACACUUCAAAUAUUUGUGGGAACCCGGACAGGCGAGGGUGUGGGUCUGACUACUUAAAUUAACUGAAGUGCUUCUCUAGCACUCCUGCUUGUCCCCCUCCCCCAUCCGAGAUUGUUUUAUUGAACUCUUCCUGACUGUUCCCCACCCCUCUCUUCCUCCUCUCUGCAGCCUGGAUCCCCUAAAAGCUUGUAAAAGCUCCCUGACGUUAUUAUUGCUUUCACACGGCCACAACACUUUGAGAAAAUCUGUCAGCUGCCAAAAUGGGUGAACAUAAAAUGUCUGCAUUUUGUUCUCAGCAUUUGCUGACGUCAUCAAAUAGCAGAAUUUUCUUUUAACCCAAUUUGUAGUUUAAAGCACAAGGAAAUGUCUUCAUUUAGUGGAAAACAUGACAUUUAAACACAAGGGGAGUAAAAUCAUUAUCUCAAACACACACUUCACAAUUAUAUUAAAAAGUUAUGCAAAUAUAACAUUUUAAAAAAUGAGCAAAUGAGACAUCCAGGCACCGUGGGGAGUUAAAUGUGUGUUUCUGUGUCUUAUUUAAGGAUAUCUCAAUAGAUUUUUUGUCACCAGUUUCUUUUGUAAAUAUCUGUAAACAGGCAAAGCCCAAACUAGCACAAGAGAUUGUUACUUGCACAAAUUCACAGUGAGGUUUAUUGCUUUCAAACACGUGCCUUGAAUGCUUUUUUACAGUACUAGUUUUAGGCUGAGUGAAUUAGCCACGCACCACAUUUAAACCGAGGUGCUAAUGUGACCCAUUUAAAUGUCUGCACCAAUAGAAAACGUGAUUCAAACCAGCCGUUUUUUCACUCUCAUCCCAUUCUCUUCUUUGUCCGCCUUAUUUUUAGUCAUGGAGGGAAAGUUGCAGUGAUGCCGCCAUCUUUGCCACUUGAAAUUAAAUCUUGAACCAUGUUGUAUGUUAAGUUAUAAAUCUAGAAUAUGAAGAACAUGUAUCUAUUUUACAAUUGUGUGCAGCAAAAAAGGUUUCACCUACAUCCAGAUAGGAUAAACACACAAAUGUAGAUCAGAUUCACUUUGUAGAAGCCAGACAGUUUUGCAUUGUUUCUAGAAAAGUAGCAAUAACAUGAAUUCAGAGAAAGCUCUUCCACAUGGAGGUUUUAUAAUAAAAUAUGUAUGACCUAAA
Molecule: messenger RNA, 2886 nt
Organism: Xiphophorus hellerii (green swordtail)
Lineage: Eukaryota; Metazoa; Chordata; Actinopteri; Cyprinodontiformes; Poeciliidae
Product: growth arrest-specific protein 1
Exons: 1
Coding region: 655-1398 (247 amino acids)
Biological process (GO): regulation of cell cycle
Source: RefSeq, a predicted model, not a curated record